Molecule: messenger RNA, 1871 nt
Organism: Anthonomus grandis grandis
Lineage: Eukaryota; Metazoa; Arthropoda; Insecta; Coleoptera; Curculionidae
Product: sensory neuron membrane protein 2-like
Exons: 9
Coding region: 63-1781 (572 amino acids)
Cellular component (GO): cytoplasm; membrane
Molecular function (GO): scavenger receptor activity
Source: RefSeq, a predicted model, not a curated record
UGUCAAUCAAAUGUAAUCAAAUUCAUAGUUAAAUUAGUAUUUGUUUUUCACAAAUAAUUAAAAUGUCUCGUGUCCCAAAAUUAUCGACAAGAACUGUUACAUUAGAUGUCACAUCAUCUGAAACUAGUAGUGAAAGUUCUGAAACUAGUAGUGAAAGUUCUGAAACUAGUGAUUCAUAUUCGUUUGACGAAUCUAUUGUGUCACUCAAUUUUUUUACAAAAUUUCGUAAGCUGAUAAUUAUAAUUCUGGUUGUUAUAAUGUUAAUUACGAUAGCUUUUUUCUUAUGGGGUGCUGCCGCCGGAUUUUUCAUAUACAACUUUACAUGGCUUUCAACAAAGGGAUUAAUAGGGAAAGCACCAGAUUAUUGGAAGGUAUUCUUUAGCAAGCGAAUGUAUGUUUCUUUUGAAGUUCAUCCAUUUAGUAUUGCAAAUGUAGAUGAUGUUCUCAAAGGGAAAAAACCAAGGAUGAAGGAAGGUCCAACCAUAUCUUUUAGGCUUAUAUCUCGUAAAAGUAAUAUUACAUAUUCUAUAGACAAAGAUGACGUGACGUUUGAUGAAAAAUGUGACGCACAGGUUACAGACAAAUCUCGGCAUAAUUAUGAGCAGACAAUUCAUUCUAUUGUAAAUGUCCCCUUCUGGCUAACACUAUUACUUGGCUAUGACAUUUAUGGAACUUAUGCUGAUACCCAAAUAUUUGAGCUCCUAAAAAAUCCCAGUGUAGCAUUUGAAGACAAUUCGCCUCUUACUGCAGAUUUUACUCUAAAAUCCCUUUUGUUUGGAGGUCACAAUCUAUUUUGUAAAUCCAAAAUCAAAAUUUGUGUGAAGAUUCGGCACAUGAUAGAGAAAACCAAGUCGCGUACUUUUGUACUUAAGGAAGAUGGUAUUGAUUUUUCCUUAUUUGCUUAUUUAUUUGGAAAGUUUAAUGUUACGGCAACAAUGCAUUCCGGAAUACGGAAUACAAAAAUGGCAGGACAUCUUAAAAAGCUUAACGGACAAGAACUUAUAACCACGUGGGAUAAUGGAAGCACGACGUCUACGUGCAACAAAAUUCGCGGUUUGUUUCACUUUUAUCCUGGUUCAGGAAAUGGCCUACAAGAUUUCGAGCUAUGGAUUAGUGAAUUAUGCAGGCCUGUAAUGUUUAGAUAUAAGGCCGAAAAAAGCGAUGACGAUUUCCUUCAAUUUGAAAUAAGCGAUGAUACUUUUUUUAACAAUUUGGAUCGUCACCUUUGUUAUUGUAGAAAUAAUCCUCGUAAUCGGUAUUGGUAUCGAUCUUGUUUUAGUGGAGUUAUGGGACUUGUUGAUUGCCUUGGUUCGUCUUUAAUGGUAUCCUUUCCUCACUUUAUUAACUCAGCUGAACAAUUUACAUCAAAAGUAGAAGGCCUGCAGCCAAACUUACAAAAACAUACUUCAAGAAUCAUUAUGUAUAAAAAAAAUGGUUCAUUCACAGAACUUUCUAUUAAAUACCAAAUAAAUGUUCCAAUCUUUAACGUUGAUAGAAUUCCCAUACUUGCCAAAGUACCUUGGGCACUCGUGCCUAUUAUGUGGAUUGAGCAGAAACUUCUAGUGACAGCUCAAGAAAUGCAAGAUUUUAUUAAGGUAUCACCGUACAGUCGUGCAUUCCAUGAAGAAAUGGUCCCUGUGAAUAUUUUUCGGUUUACAAUGAUUGUAGUAUGCCUUUUGAUUUUGACUGUCUGCAUAAUAUUACUAACUUUAUUGAUUCUAAAAACAAAGCCGCCUUUGGAGUUAAAAGUUAAAGAUUUCGAUGAAAAAGAUUCAAUAUAGUGUCUCUUGUUCCAAGAUAAGAACAUUAAAACUCUAAGUAGACAUACUGUACUUUUGCUAAUAUAGAAUAUAAUAUGUUCUUAAAAAUAA